Molecule: messenger RNA, 2292 nt
Organism: Williopsis jadinii
Lineage: Eukaryota; Fungi; Ascomycota; Saccharomycetes; Phaffomycetales; Wickerhamomycetaceae
Gene: EIS1
Product: Eis1p
Exons: 1
Coding region: 1-2292 (763 amino acids)
Biological process (GO): eisosome assembly
Source: RefSeq, a predicted model, not a curated record
AUGUCCAUCGCUAAUUCAGAGUAUUCCACAAAGUCUGCUAGGAGCUCUGUUUAUCAGACAAAUGGGAGACCGUUGUCCAAGGAGGCGCUCUACAAGGCCAAGAUGAAGUACGGUAUCUAUCAGUCUCCGUCUGCGAAGACCGUUGGUGUUCCAAACAGCGAAAGCGCUUCAGACACUGCUGCUUUGUUGGCUGCCUCAACGGAUUUGAAGGUUGAGCCUUAUAAGAGAAGCAUUGCGAAUGAUGCACACACAGCAGCUCUGUUUGCAAAGAAGGACACUGCGCCAAAGGCAUGGACGAGAGAUUCUGUCAACGCUGAGGCCUCAACCGCUGCCGCUGCCGUGGGUAAAUUCUUGAUUAAAGGUGAAAGAGAGAGCUUGUACAACGAGAGCAUCUACGGUGAAGUUGCAAGUUCUGUCGAGGCCCAGUCCAAAGUUGCAAUCAGCGAAGGAUCAAGUGCAGCAUCUGCAGUUUUAACAAGAUCCAGAUCUAAAAACCCGAACGCUGAUGGUGGCGAUGAACAAAGUACAUAUGAUGGUGCAAGUGCCGCUUCAGCUGUACUUGGUAGAACCGGGAAAACCAUUGGGUCUUUGGCAUCAAGCAACUUGGCCUCAUUAUACGAAUUUGACGCUGUUAGAAGCGGAAAAAAGAGAGUUAUCGGUAAUAUCAAUUUGUCAAAAGUCACAAAGGCUUCACAAGAACGUGCGAAUACAAUGAUUUCUGAGAGAAUGAACCCAGAAUGGGAUUGCUCUCGCUCAGGUAUUAAAGUUGAACCAAAACUUGACGAUGCUUCUUUGGAGGCUUUUGCCGCUGCAGGUGCUUUGGCAUCUCAAGGCUAUGAAGCCCCAGUGGAUAAGGACCUUGAGGCACGUGCUAUUUUCAAGAAUUCCAUGGUUUCUCCAAAGGUUUUAGCCUUGGCCUCUCUCAAUGCUUCAAAUACACUCAAGGGACUCGAAAAGCAACUUGAUGAUAAUAAUUUGUUCUCAAAUACAGAUUUUAACAGGAUCGCUUUUGAGAUUGCUUCUCGUCACCAUGCAACACGUACCGUGAACACAGGUAAAAUCAACCUGGGUGGUGGAUUGUACAUGACACAAGCGGAGUUGGAUGCAAUCGCUACCAAAUUCGUGAACCCUGUGCUGGUUCAAAUUGACAAGACAGCUGAAUCUCAGCGUGCUAGAGAUGCAGAGGCUGCCAGAGUGAAGGAAGAACAGAGAUUGGCACAUGAAAAGUACAAAGCUGAUAUCAGGGCACAAAAGGCUGAAGAUAAGAGACUCAAGGCCGAGGCCAAGGCUCAGAGAAGAAAAGAGUUGGAGGAUGAGAAGCAAAGAGCUAGAGAAGCCAAGCUGGCCUUGGAGAAGGAAAAGACAGCUGAAUUGGAAAAGCAAAAGGAGAUUUUGGAGUAUAAGCAACAGGAGGAGGUUAGAAAGAGAGAAGAACUCCUUGCAAAGAAACAGGCUGAGGAGGAACGUCUUGCGAAGGAAUCUGCUGAAGCCGAAGCCAAGCGCAAGGAAGAAUUGACUGCUGCUGAACGUGAACGUGAUGAGAGACUUGCUCCAAUCUUGGCCAACUUGAAGAUUGAGCAGGACAAACUGGAUGUUUUGAACGAAGAGAAACAAGCUGUUCAGGAGAUUACAGACUCUCAUAUUAAGAAUACUGAGAACUCUCAAAACUUGCUAGAUGUUUCAAAGGUUGAAUUGACUCAUGCCCGUGAACGCUUGGAGACAUUGAAGGGUGAAAUUGAAACCACAACUGGUGAGCAAGAGAAAUUCGCCAAAGAGGCUGAAAUCAAGGCUGCUGAAGCAGAAGUUGCUCUCAAGGAAUCUGCAGAGAUUGAAGCAGAAGCAGCUUUGAAAAAGGCUGAGAUUGACAAGCAAAAGGCCCUUGUUGACAAUGAACGUCUUAAGAUUCAACUCGAAUUGGAGAAUGAAAAGAUUGCUGCAUUGAAUGAGGAGAAGGAAAUUGCAGAAACGUUACCACCAAGUGAAAAGGCUAAAGCUGAGGAUGCUGCUAGGGAAAAGGCCAAAGCAGAAUCUGAAGCUGCUAAGGCUGCGGAGGAGUCCACCACUAAGGUCACUACAUCAACAGGUCCAACAGUCGUUGCCAAUCCAAACUACAGAUCCAUGGUUGAUGAAGCUUUAAACUAUGUGCCAAAAAAGCAAGUUGAAGCCAAGUCCAGCACUACAGAUGGUGGUGAGUUGAAACAGACGUUUUCUGGCUUCAGCCAAGGCAGUGAUGAAAAAAAAGAAUUAACCACUGAGGAGAAACACAAGAGCCUAUUCAAGGAGGAGUUUUAA